ACCGCGGCCGGGCAGUGCAAGCGUGCAUGCGCGUCGCGACCGUCCACACGGUUUUCCCGUCGUCCCAACCUUUGGCCCGGAGUCUUCUCGUCCGAAUCGUAUUUGCCGCCGUCUCCGGAGGAUCCGCCACACACGAUAACGCCCUUUAUCGCCCUCCGCACAGCAGCCGCCACCGAUCACCAAUGCCGCCGCCGUCGUCGCUGCACUGUCGCCGCACGCUGUCGCUGCAGACGACCAUCGCCUUGGUCGCCGCCGUGGCCGUUGCGGUGGCCGUCCGCUCGACCGUCGCCGCCCCGCAGUCGGACGGCGACGAUGUGAUCACGAUCGCCGGCCAGCAGUGCAAGUGCGGCCCGUUCUACUUGUGCGAGGCGAACAAUUUCAUCAACGUGCCCUCUGGAUCUUCAGAAUCGGGUUGUGCAGAUGAUUUGGUAUGUUGCCGGGUAUCAGACACCGAAUCAAUUUCAAAUAUUCCAAUAACAUCAUCUGAAUUACCUGAAAUUAGUUCAACUACUCCGGAACCAUAUACUGAGAGUAAUAAGCCAUGUACAUGUGUAUUCGAAAAUCAAUGUUUACCAACAAAUAGUGAUAAUUGGCAAAAUAAUAAUAGAAGAAAAGGCAGUUGUAGUAGCAAUAAAGUUUGUUGUCCAAAUGAAAAUAUCAAUAUCGUAUCAACAACCCAGGAAACACCUGUUAUUGUUGAACCCAACCAAAAUUAUGUUCGUAGUUGUGGUAUUGGUAAAUCGCCGACAGAUACCAUGUAUUCUGAUAGAAUAGGAACACGUAUAAUUAAUACUGAAGAAACCUCAAACACUUAUUUUGGUCAAUUUCCUUGGAUGGCUGCUAUUUUAAAAACAGACAUAAAUGAAGAGACUGGUGUAAAAACUGAAAAUGUUUUCCUGUGUGGUGGUUCAAUAGUACAUCCACGAGUCGUUUUAACAGCAGCGCACUGUGUCAGAGAUAAAAAUGUGAAAAUGCUAAAAGUACGACUAGGCGUUUGGGAUACCCAGUCCAACAAUAACGAAGAAGAAAAAGAAAUUUCGCACCAAGAUCGUGGUGUUUCAAAUAUAGUUUAUCAUCCAAAUCAUAAUAAUGGAACUAUGUUCAACGAUGUGGCGUUAGUCGAACUCGAUUCUAAAAUUAUGUUAUAUCCUCAUAUUAACGUUAUAUGCCUUCCCAAGAAUGAAAAACAAAAAAACUACGACCCUCAAUCGUGUAUAUCAACAGGAUGGGGCAAAAAUGGAUUCGAACUCGGUAGCCGAUAUCAAAGUGUGUUAAAAAAAGUAGAUUUGUCUCUUGUGCCGAAUGAUGUAUGCCAGCAACAAUUACGGACCACGCGCCUUGGAAACUAUUUCCGUUUACAUGAUAGUUUUAUUUGUGCUGGUGGCAUAGAAGGGGUGGACGUGUGCAAAGGCGACGGAGGUGGACCACUGAUAUGUGAGAUAAAAGAUUCUCGAGAAAAAUCUAAACAAUAUAUUCAAGUCGGUAUUGUGUCUUGGGGCAUUGGGUGCGGUGAAAAUGUACCCGGUGUAUACUCAUCGGUAGAGUUCAAUUCUCAGUGGAUCAACAAGGAGCUAAAAAUGAUUACGCAAUGAAAACAUCGUUUUUUUUCAAACUAUUGGCAUUUUAAUUUGUAUAUUAUUACAUUUUGACUAGGUAUUUGAUCGAAUGUAAGUCGAUUUAUUUUCCGAUAUAUUAUAAUAAUAUGAGCAUAAAAUAAAUUUUUAAAUUUACGCCUUAAA
Molecule: messenger RNA, 1739 nt
Organism: Rhopalosiphum maidis (corn leaf aphid)
Lineage: Eukaryota; Metazoa; Arthropoda; Insecta; Hemiptera; Aphididae
Product: phenoloxidase-activating factor 2-like
Exons: 7
Coding region: 27-1592 (521 amino acids)
Biological process (GO): proteolysis
Molecular function (GO): serine-type endopeptidase activity
Source: RefSeq, a predicted model, not a curated record